This is a messenger RNA of Hyaena hyaena (striped hyena), 1134 nucleotides long. RefSeq names its product ubiquitin conjugating enzyme E2 L6 (gene UBE2L6). The record is from RefSeq and is a predicted model, not a curated record. Lineage: Eukaryota; Metazoa; Chordata; Mammalia; Carnivora; Hyaenidae. The transcript has 4 exons. The coding region runs from base 93 to 554 and encodes 153 amino acids.
CGGGGGCGGGGCCGGGGUCGGUGCGCUCCGGCUCCGCUGGCCGGAGGCCGCUCUCCUGCAGAGCUCGGAAGCCCCCAACUCUUGGUCCCGAGAUGUCAGCCAGCAAGCGGGUGGCGAAGGAGCUGGAGGACCUUCAGGCAAAGCUUCCCCCGUACCUACGGAACCUGUUCAGCCACGAUGCCGACGUCCUGGUGUGGCACACGCUCCUCCUGCCCGAGAAGCCCCCCUACAACCUCAAGGCCUUCCACCUGCGCAUCAGCUUCCCCGAGGACUAUCCGCUCAAGCCUCCCACGGUGACAUUCACAACCAAGAUCUAUCACCCCAACGUGGGCCACAAUGGAGAGGUUUGCCUGCCCAUCAUCAGCAAGGAGAACUGGAAACCUUACACCAAGACCUGCCAAGUCCUGGAGGCCCUCAGCGUGCUGGUGAACACACCAGACAUGACGCAGCCCAUCAGGUUGGAGCUCGCAGACCUGCUGAUGCAGGACCCAGAGCUGUUCCACAGGGAGGCCAGAGAGUUCACCCUCAAGUACGGAGCCGACCGGCCCUCCUAACUGGUCCUGACCUCUCUCUUCGCUGGAUCCUCUCUGCGGGAUGCUCUCUGCGGGAUGGACGGACAUUUCAGGGGGGAGGGGCUGGGCCUCCCUCUCAUUUGUUCCAUGUUUUCCUUCUUAGGUGGUUAGUCAUUAGCCUGUGUGUGUGUGUGUGUGUGUGUGUGUGUGUGUGUGUAGUGUGGACCCAUUCCCAGGCUCACCCGGCCACGGCGUGCUUUUCCUCUUCUCUCUCUCUGCCCCAGAGCCAGAGGGGUUCACGUUCAUACAGUGACAGGCCAGCGCUCCAGUGCUCUGUCGUCUCAGAGACACGGGUCACCUUCAGGACAGCUGGCAGGAAAUGAGCCCAGGAGCCACCUCGAAUCCCCCUACGGCCCAGGUAUCAGGGGGCAGAGGGGGCAUGAGGAGUAUGGAGGGGAGGGCAGGCCCUUGGAGAGAAUCAUAUUUACACUUGAAUGAUUUGUUUAUUGAGUGUUUGAAGUCAGCCAGACUGUUAAUAGGUACUUCACGUCUAGAUUUCUUGCUAAACCUUUUUUUUCCACUGAUAAAUCACACACUAAAGAAUCUAAUCUCUAUCCAGAAA